Molecule: messenger RNA, 435 nt
Organism: Morchella importuna
Lineage: Eukaryota; Fungi; Ascomycota; Pezizomycetes; Pezizales; Morchellaceae
Exons: 4
Coding region: 1-435 (144 amino acids)
Source: RefSeq, a predicted model, not a curated record
AUGAACUUGAUCGAUGGUCCACGGUGGGUGAUGUCGUCUAGGAGGAGGAGGGCAGAGAGAGAGCGAGAGAGACUUCACGACCUACUCAGGGUCUGGUACGGUGGGUGCCUGCACGUGGUCGGGGGCUCUGCACCAGGAGAGAAGACCGGGAAAGGGCCAAUUGAUAACCCCAACGUUGGACAGAGACCAAUUGAUAAAGAACGAGUCUGGCGACUCGAUAACGAUAGCAAACACGCCUGGGUUCGGCUCACGACUCGCAGAGAUUUCUACCCUCAUCUGUCCGUGUCGCACCGGUGUUACGAAGCACAUUUAAGACAGAUGUUGUGCUGGCACGCAAGUUACGUGGCUAGCGAGCGAGCAAGCAGUAGGAGGAAGGAGGCUGGAACGAUGCUCUCUUGCGCGCACCGAUCUGGAGAUAUCAAGACUCUGCUUUAG